Molecule: messenger RNA, 339 nt
Organism: Alternaria metachromatica
Lineage: Eukaryota; Fungi; Ascomycota; Dothideomycetes; Pleosporales; Pleosporaceae
Exons: 2
Coding region: 1-339 (112 amino acids)
Molecular function (GO): protein binding
Source: RefSeq, a predicted model, not a curated record
AUGCGGGCGGUAGCCGCUCGUCACGGCAAAUUGGAAGCAGUGAAGCUACUUCUCCAGCACAAAGACGUCGACUUAAACGUAAGAGUAGGACGCUAUUGGACAGCGUUGACAUAUGCGAAAGAUUACAGGCACCACGAGAUCGUCGACCUCCUCCUCUCCCACGGCGCCAUCGACUACGACGUCAAAGCACCAACAACCGUACCAACAAUCCUACACAUCAACGACUCGCAAAACACCACUUUGCACCCUGACCACGAAGCGCACUUCGAUCAGUUCUACAAUGAUAUGGACGCCGGACCAACCGAAGCUUGGGAGGAGUUGCUUGCCAUGGAGGAAUGA